This is a messenger RNA of Cylindrotheca closterium, 514 nucleotides long. Lineage: Eukaryota; Bacillariophyta; Bacillariophyceae; Bacillariales; Bacillariaceae. The record is from the annotation of a GenBank genome assembly.
AUGAAGGAUAGCAUCAUCAACCCGCCGGAGAAGGACCCAAAUUCGAUCAUGACUGUAGCUGACCAAGGUCAGGGAGGUCUCAAGGAAAAAAAACGAUCAAAUUCGACCACUCCAUUGUCGAUUGCUCUGACAAAGGACAAUCCUGCCAUCACGACUCCCAAGCGCAUCAGCAAGCGAAACCCUUCAAAAACCGCCGAGGAUGGCGCAAUGAAAGGUCGCUCGCUCCUCCCAUCUGAAGUGGCCCAAGAGUCAACGCAAGCAACCCCCCCUUCCAAAACCGCCGAGGAUGGCGCAGUGCAAGGACGGCCGCUCGUUGCCUACAACAAGAACCUCAAGGUGUCCAAGUUCCACAGGCUCUACAAGAAGGCGUGGAGGAAAGAGGUUUUUGGAAACCAGGCAUUUAUUACUUGGUCUUCUCGCACGGCGGAAUACUCUGGUCGGGCAAUCUCCAAAUGCCCUGGCUGGUGGGCCGAUGUCAACAUGGAUCCAUCUUCCGACGCCCAAACCUACGACG